Messenger RNA from Clonostachys byssicola, 1230 nucleotides. NCBI's taxonomy places the organism in Eukaryota, Fungi, Ascomycota, Sordariomycetes, Hypocreales, Bionectriaceae. The record is from the annotation of a GenBank genome assembly.
AUGCCAGUCGAAACUAUCGAUAGUUCAUCACAAGAUGAAGUUCCCGUUGGAUCAGACAAGGAAAGGGAAAAUCCUGUUCAGACAACGGUUCGCGCAUCCACUUGCCAUGCCUUGGAUGGGGACAAGCCGAAAUUCUCUCGCACGACGAAAGUGCUCGUCCUGGUAGCAGGAUCUUUUUGUGGCCUCAACUGCAGCGUUGGCACAUCAAUCCCAUCAGGUGCCUACGAGGCCAUAUCUGAGAACUUUUCGUUGACCAGCAAAAUGCAAGUCGCUCUACUCAACUCGCUCAAUAUGGUUGGUUUUAUCCUGGGACCGUUGCUUUUUGGUCCGUUGAGCGAAUUCAUCGGGCGCCGCCCUGUGAUGAUUCUGUCAUAUCUUGGCUUUUUCGUGUUUAUGUUAGCGUGUUCAGGUGCACCUAACUAUCCUGCUCUGUUGGCAUUCAGACUCCUGUCCGGCAUCAAUGCUGCAGCCCCUUUUUCCGUUGUUGGUGGGCUAUACUCGGACAUUAUGGACGAUCCUCAUAAACGAGGUCAAUCUAUUGCUGCUUUCAUGGUUCUUAAUACCUGGGGUGCUUUUGCUGCACCUCUGAUAUCAGGUUUUGCAUCGCGUCUCUCGUGGCGUUGGCCGUUCUGGGCUGCUUCAAUCAUGGCGGCCCCUGGAAUUCCACUGGUUUUAAUGUUACCAGAGACAUAUGCGCCGGUUCUUCGGAAGAAAACUCAUCAACUCAUCACGCAAGGCUGUGAUUCAGAGCAGGCGAUACUAACACAACCAAAGCCGUUUGACGCCCGAAAAAUAUUCCUACGACCUGCUAUCCUGAUUGCUAGCGAACCCAUUUUGCUUAUGUCGUCGAUUUAUCUUGCUCUUGCAUAUUCAAUUCUCUAUCUUCUUUUCCAAGUGUAUCCGAUCAUUUUCCAAGACAUGUAUAAUCUGUCCCCAAGCAUGGCGGGGUUAGCUUAUAUUCCUCUCAUCAUCGGCGCCGGAUUGGCAUUGCCAGUUUUCUUCUUGUACAGCAGUUGGUACCAUAAAUCAAGACACAAUGGGAAGCAAUGGGCCCAAUCCGAAGCUAAUCGCCGUCUACCCACCGCCUGUGCUGCAUCUCCUUGCAUGGUAAUUGGCAUGUUUUGGUUGGGAUGGAUCUCCCGAGUGGGUAAUUCGCCCAUUUUCGCCUCUGUCGGUGGCGUCUUCAUUGGAUUUGCCUUUCAAAUGAUAUUUAUGAUAACCUCUACUUAG